AAUACCCCCUACUGGUAUGAGUUAUGACCAUUUAGCAGCAGUAUCACUUAAAACCUUACUCGUAUAUAUUCUUCCCCGAUGAACAAGCAUCCCCUCUCCUCAGCCCAUCUCUAACAAGUUGAGAGAAAUUGAAGAGAUGGGUCAGGGGUUGAGUUGCAGGCCCCGAAAUGAGCAGGCCCUUUUCGUUGCGCUUCAAUUUGGUGAUGUUGAGACUGUGAGGGCUUUGCUGGACAAAGAUCCUGCUGCUCGCCUUAAUCACACUACCACUCUUUAUGAUCGUCAGUCUCCUCUUCAUAUCGCUGCUGCUAAUGGCCAGAUCCAGAUUCUUUCUUUGCUUUUGGAUCGUUGUGUUAAUCCUGAUGUGGUCAAUCGGCACAAGCAGACUCCAUUAAUGUUGGCUGCAAUGCAUGGGAAUCUUUCUUGUGUGGAAAUGCUUAUUCAAGCUGGUGCUAAUAUUUUGAAGUUUGAUUCUCUCAAUGGGAGAACUUGCUUGCACUAUGCCGCUUACUAUGGUCAUUCCGACUCCCUUCAAGCCAUUCUAUCUGUUGCCAGGACCUCUCAUGUUGCUACCUCUUGGGGAUUUGCCCGGUUUGUAAAUAUUAGGGAUGGAAAGGGGGCAACCCCUUUGCAUUUAGCAGCACAUCAAAAGCAUCCUGAUUGUGUGCAUACACUGUUAGAUAAUGGAGCCCUGGUUUGUGCCUCUACGGGUGGAUAUAGCUUCCCUGGUAGUACUCCCCUUCAUUUAGCAGCAAGAGGGGGUUCCGUGGACUGCAUACGCAAACUUUUAGCUUGGGGUGCAGAUCGGCAUCAAAGAGAUUCAUCAGGGAGAAUACCAUAUAUAAUUGCAUUAAAGUACAAGCACGGAGCAUGUGCUGCCCUGCUGAAUCCUUCUUCUGCUGAGCCUCUGGUGUGGCCAUCACCAUUAAAAUUCAUUGCUGAGCUUAAUCAGGAGGCUAAGGCUUUAUUAGAACAGGCCUUAAUGGAGGCUAAUAGGGAGAGGGAAAGGAACAUUUUGAAGGGCACGGCAUAUUCCGUGCCAUCCCCAUCACAUUCUGAUGUGGAGAUUGAUGAUAAUAUGUCGGAGUGAGAAGUGCUCUGCUGCAGACCAGUGACGCUGAGCUAUGUUGCAUAUGUUUUGAUCAAGUCUGCACAAUUGAAGUUCAAGACUGUGGUCACCAAAUGUGCGCGCAAUGUACACUAGCCUUGUGCUGCCACAAUAAGCCCAACCCUACAACUGCUUGUCACAGUGCUCCAGUAUGCCCAUUUUGCAGAAGCAACAUUGCACAAUUGGUAGUAGCUAACGUCAAAGUUGACACAGAUACUGAUCCCAAGGACCUUGCAUUCUCAAAUUCAAGAAAAUCUAGAAGGUUUCGUAACUACAGUGAGGGUAGUAGCAGUUACAAGAGCUUAUCAACCGUCGGGUCAUUUGGCAGGAUGAGUGCCCUUGGGUCGGGAAGAGUAGCUGCUGAUAAUGAAUGGCUCGACAAACCUUGACCUGAUGCCAGAAUGUCGAUUAUCGAUUUGAUCAAGGCUUCAGGUUUACACUUCCAAAAGGUAUGUAAAGAUGAAUCGCUUCUCCGUUUUGAAAAAUAAGCAAAAAGUAAAUUUGCAGGUUUCGGGUUGGUAAUUGUUGUAUGAUGGUAACAUUGUUGUAAUCUUGUAUUACUUGAGCUUAAAGAAGCAAUUUAGUGCUUCAAGGUUUGGUUAGUUAGAGUGGAUACAAAUAUCAAAGGCUCUGCUUGUAAAAGUAAAAUGGUCAAUCAUUUAUCAAUAUCUGCUGCCUAGACUCUUGUAGUAA
Messenger RNA from Daucus carota subsp. sativus, 1798 nucleotides. RefSeq names its product putative E3 ubiquitin-protein ligase XBAT31. The transcript is spliced from 8 exons. Bases 137 to 1087 code for a protein of 316 amino acids. Lineage: Eukaryota; Viridiplantae; Streptophyta; Magnoliopsida; Apiales; Apiaceae. Gene Ontology annotation, molecular function: protein binding. The record is from RefSeq and is a predicted model, not a curated record.